AUGCCCGCCCUCGCGCUCGACGACCGCGAUCUUCGCGGCUCCGUCGCGCUCAGCCCCGACCGCACGCGCGCGCUCGUGCGCGAUGGCGUCCAUCUGACGCUCCGGCGCGCCGCGCGCGUCGACGAACGCGUCGGGAAGGCGAUACAGUUUGAAAGCACAAUCGCGUCUGUCGCUUGGCACGCGACGCGCGACGUCUGCGCGGUGGUCCUCGACGACGGCACCGCGUGCGUCGUCACCGUCGACGACCGCGGGUUGACGCUCGAGCGCGUCGCGCGCGGCAUCGGGGCGUGCUCGCGGGCGUUCCGCGCGGGCGACGGCGCGCUCGCGUUCGCCGGCGACGGCGACGCGUCGACGACGAUGCUCGACGACCGAGACGGAUUCGACUUCGUUCGAAUCGCGCACGCGAGGAAGAGUAGCUCCAGAUUUAGCGCGCACGCGCGGUCGCGAGAUGGACGGUGGAUGGCGUUCGUGACGCGCGACGACGAAGCGCGCGAACGCGUGGAGGUGUUCUCGGCGACGGCGCCGUACGAAGGCGCGAUCUCGUUUCGCUUGCCUCCGGGCUUCGAUGCGCAGAUGAUCGAGUUUGGCGGCGCAGGGGGGCAGGAGAUUCUAAUUUAUGACGAUUCGUGCGCGGUGGAGGCGCGACCGGCGCUGGAGAUUUUUUCGGCCGAAGGCCUCCGGCGAGCGACGAUUCGAGGCGCGUCGGCGCCGAGCGUUCGGGCGAAGGAUGGACGUCUCAUCGUCACGUGCGUGUCGAACGAGGCCCUUUUAUGGAUCGAUGAAUUGACUUGGCGGAUCACGCGCGCGCUCACGCACCCGCUGACGUGCGACGCGACGGCAUCGACGAGAAUUUUCCGCGAGUCUCAGCGCGGAGACGGAUACGAAAAAGUCGCGCGGUUUGAACAGAAAACUUUGGCGUGCGACGCGCGAGGUAUCGAACGAGCGGGCGUGCGACUGGCGCUGAGUUCGUGUAAGACGAUGCUCGCGACUCUGUGCGCGAGCCACAACGACAAGGUUUUAUUUCUAUGGCCGGCGUCCGGGAACGACGCCGACGACGGAGCUCCGCUCGCCGUCUUCGUUCACAGAAAACCAAUCAUCGACUUCAGGUGGUUCGAAGACGACGACCUGGACGAGGACUUCUACGCGUCCGACAUCGCGAGCGUGCGGUUGCUGCGACGAGGGGACGAUCCGAUUGAAGAGUUCGGCGGCGCGAGCCGACGCGCGGGCGGGGUCGAGCUGACGCAGAGCGGAUGGUCGACGAUAUACGUCGGCCGAGCGCGCGUGCGCGCGGGAGAGGAGAUCGGGUUCGGGCUGGUGAACGCGCGAGGCGAGACCAUCUUCGAACUGGGGCACAACAAGCGGUUUCCGGCGACGGGCGAACUCGCGAACGCGACGUGCCUGGCAAACGUCCCCGCGGGCGGGGGCGCGUACAGAAAUCGCGUGAUUCCGAAAAGGUCGAGCAUGCGGCUCGUCGACGGCGUGCGUCGAUUCGAGACGACGUGGGCUGGAUGUCUCGAGCGGUGCCCGCUGACGGUGAAGCUCAUCGCGUGCACCGGUCCGGCGACCGGCGACGCGGACAACGUCUGGGGAAUCGAAGAAUCGGUGGCGAAAACUGAUGUCUGGCGUAACUACAAAGGUCACUUUACCUCGGUGAGUUCGGGAGAGUUCAACACGUGGGGUUUAAAUACCGUGACUGGAACUCUCGCCUGGACGCGUAACGCCGACCUCAAUCAGUUCUCUCGCGAUAACUGGAAUACGGCAACCAACAAUCCCGUAGCCAACGGCGUCGCCCAAGGCACCAUGGUUGACUUUGACGCGGGCUACGAUGCGCUCAUCGGAGUCACGGACACGAGUAUACACACCUCCGGCGGAUACAUGUGGAGUCGUCCCGUCGACGGCUCGGGCGAUUGGGGUUUCGCCGAUGACGGCGGCGGAAAAGGUGUCCAAGUGACCAUCGGUCGCACGCACCACUUUCACAUGAACAAGCAACACAAUAUGUGGAGCGCGGAACUGCCUAAUGGCGGAUGGGUUCGUCAACACGUAAAAACCGUCAAGCAGGUCGAAGUCGGCGAUUCGGACGCGUUCGUCGUAUACCAAGAUGGAAGGACGCUGAAACGAAAAGCCUCGGACAUGACCGGCGACUGGUCCACAAUCUCCAUUCCGAGUGCGCUCUCGACCGCAACGAUCAGUCAAAUCACCGUCGGCGCCACCGCGCUCUGGCUUCUCGACGGCAACGGCAAUCUCUGGGGCUGUGACCUUCCUUGCAGAGACAGCGGUGGCUUCGUUCGCGCCGCCAACGCGCCCGCGAACAUCAUCUCCAUCGACGCCGGCAAGGUGAUCCACAACGUCCCGAACUAG
Ostreococcus lucimarinus CCE9901 is the source of this 2358-nucleotide messenger RNA. RefSeq lists its product with no specific name. The transcript is spliced from 2 exons. Lineage: Eukaryota; Viridiplantae; Chlorophyta; Mamiellophyceae; Mamiellales; Bathycoccaceae. The record is from RefSeq and is a predicted model, not a curated record. Bases 1 to 2358 code for a protein of 785 amino acids.